ACCUAAAAUUUGGAACCAAUAUCGUAAGAGAAGCAUUUUUGAGCUGUACAAAAUCACACAACUCAGACACAACACACACACACAUAAUUUAUUUAUUCUCUCUCCUCCUCCUCUAAUUCUUCCCCUCUCUUCUUCUCUUCUCUUCUAAGUUCUACUGCAAUGUUCACAAAUUAUUCCACAAAUAUUUAAGAUUUAAGAACAUCAAAUAUUACCAAAAAAAAAAUAAAAAUAAUAAGAUUCAAGAACAAGGAAAGAUAAUCAAUGAUGGCAAGUAAUUUUGUUCAAGUAAAGGAGGCCACAGUAAUCACCCCUGUAGACCCCACUCCAAAUUCUGUUCUUUCUCUUUCCACCCUUGAUUCUCAGCUCUUUCUUCGUUUCACCAUUGAAUACCUGCUGGUCUACCCUCCUUCUCAUGGACUUCACCGCAGGGAAUUUCUCGCUCGUAUUAAGUCUGCUUUGGGUCGGGCUUUGAUUCAGUAUUACCCUCUUGCGGGUCGCGUUCAACAGACCCGUGAUGGGGCUUUACAGAUGGUUUGCAGGGCCCAAGGAGCUGUUUUUGUUGAGGCUGUUUCUGGGUACAGGAUGGCUGAUUUCGAGAGGGCCCCACGUUACGUGGAGGAGUGGCGGAAAUUGUUGUGGUUACACGUGGAUGAUGUUCUUAAAGGGGCCCCACCUCUGGUUGUUCAGCUUACGUGGCUUGCUGACGGGGCGGUGGCUGUUGGGUUUGGCUUUAACCACUGUAUAUGUGAUGGGAUUGGGAGUGCUGAGUUUAUCAACUCUUUUGCUGAGUUAACUCGUGGGGUUACGGUUCGUGGGCCUAAGCCCGUUUGGAAUCGUCACUUGCUUGGCCCGAGUCCGUCCAACAAAUCUAAAUUAAGUAUCCGUGUUGACUCAGUCAGUCAUCCUGAGUUUACCCGAGUGGAGGAUUGUUGUGGGUUCUUAGCAAGAUUCUCUAGGGAGACAUUGGUCCCAACUUCAAAUGUUUUUAGUAAAUAUCACAUCAAUCAACUUAAACGACAAACGAGUCGACUCAGUGAUUUGACAAGUUAUACGUCAUUUGAGGUUAUUUCGGCCCAUAUUUGGGGAUGUUGGGCCAAAUCAUUAAACAUGCCAUCAAACCAAGUACUUAGGCUAUUAUUUAGUGUUAAUUUCCGUAACAGAAUAAAACCGGGUCUACCCGCUGGGUAUUAUGGAAAUGGGUUUAUACUAGGGUGCGCCCAAACCACAGUUAAAGAUUUAACCGAAAAGGGUUUGGGCUACGCUUCGGAAUUAGUACAAAAAGCAAAGGAAAGGGUGGAUGAUAAAUAUGUAAGGGAAGUGAUCGAGUUAGUAAGUGAGAAUCGAACAAGUCCUGACUUAGUUGGAGUGCUAAUAUUGUCACAAUGGUCUAGACUUGGGCUAGAAAGGGUUGACUUUGGGCUUGGGAAACCAGCCCAUGUAGGGCCCAUUUGCAGUGAUAAGUACUGUUUGUUAUUGCCAGUUCAUAAUCAGGAGGAGGCAGUGAGGGUGAUGCUAGCUGUCCCUACAAGUGCCGUUGACAUGUACCAAAAUUUAUUAACUAAACCUUUUUAUUCUAAUGACAAUUUAUGAGUAUAAUUUAUUUUUAAUUAGAGUUUAGUUUAAAGUUGGAUUGUUUAGAUCGAUCUUAGUUUAACUUAAUCACUAACAAAUUCAAGUUUAUUUUUGUGG
Amaranthus tricolor (Joseph's coat) is the source of this 1689-nucleotide messenger RNA. Its product is annotated as alcohol acyltransferase 9-like. The coding region runs from base 262 to 1590 and encodes 442 amino acids. The transcript has a single exon. Lineage: Eukaryota; Viridiplantae; Streptophyta; Magnoliopsida; Caryophyllales; Amaranthaceae. The record is from RefSeq and is a predicted model, not a curated record.